GUGACCGGAGGAGGCGGGAGUUCGGGACCGGCGCCUUCUCCUUGCUUCUCGGGGUCGUGGCCUUGCUCCCGCCGUGCAAGGGAAGAGUUCGGGCGUGUCCACGCGCGUGUGUGCGCGUGGGGCCUGAAGUGCUCGUGCGUCCAGCUAGGUCUCUGUGGGGGUAGAAGCAGCAGGAGCCAUGGGCGGGACCUCCAGCACCCGCCGGGUCACCUUCGAGGCGGACGAGAAUGAGAACAUCACCGUGGUGAAGGGCAUCCGGCUUUCAGAAAAUGUGAUUGAUCGUAUGAAGGAAACCUCCCCAUCUGGUUCGAAGUCUCAGCGGUAUUCUGGCGCUUAUGGUGCCUCAGUUUCUGAUGAAGAAUUGAAAAGAAGAGUGGCUGAGGAGCUGGCGUUGGAGCAAGCCAAGAAAGAGUCUGAAAAUCAGAAACGACUUAAGCAAAGCAAAGAACUGGACCGAGAGAGGGCUUUUGCCAAUGAGCAGUUAACCAGAGCUAUUCUUCGAGAAAGGAUAUCAAGUGAAGAAGAACGAGCCAAGGCAAAGCACCUGGCUAAGCAGCUGGAAGAGAAAGAUCGAGUGAUAAAGAAGCAGGAUGCAUUCUACAAAGAGCAGCUGGCUAGACUGGAGGAGAGGAGCUCAGAAUUCUACAAAGUCACCACCGAACAAUAUCAGAAAGCAGCUGAAGAGGUGGAAGCAAAGUUCAAUUCAAGUUACGCAGCUGUGCACCACAGGAGAAGUUUCUGUAUGCUUCCAGACAAAAUCUACAUGAUGUUAAACAAAAAAGGCGGUAUGAGUUUCAUCCUGUCUGUGCUGAUCUGCAAGCCAAAAUUCUUCAAUGUUACCGCCAGAACACCCAGCAGACCCUCAGCUGCUCUGAUCUGGCCAACCAGUACAUGCGCUGUGUCAAUCAGGCCAAACAGAGCAUGCUUGAGAAGGGAGGAUAAACUCAACUUUUAGAACAAGCAAAACUCCUCAACGUUAAUUCCAGAGGCGGAACAUUUUUUUUUUUUUUCCUAGUGAGAAAGUAACCCAUUUAAAGAGAAGACGAUUAAAGAGAAGCACCAGAGAGCAGAUUCAGCCGAAGCACAUCCCAGUUUGAGUAGCUGCAGUGUGAAAAGCCGAGGCCUAGAUCAGGUAUCUGCCAGCAAGGACACUGCAGUGUUAGUCAACCCAUUUAUGACCAUUAAAAGAGAAAGGCACCCCCUCCACCUUUUUAACUUUCUGUUCUUACCAGGCUCCAUGGUUUGGUGAACGUUCACCAAACAAAGCUGGGGUCUGGGAUGGUGGGGGGUGGAAGGGGGGACGAAGGUAAUUAGAGUGGGGAGGUGGGAGGGGCACCAAACCUCCCUCUCCGCCCAGCGGUGCUGGGUAGAAUUGUCUAGGCUGUGGCACGUUGUUUCUCUCUUGUUCCUUUCUCCCCUUACUAUAUAAGAGCUACUUCAUUUUAACUUAUUAUAGUGAUCAUGUAAGUAAGACAAAAAGGAGAGAAAAAUGUACCUCUUUUACUGGAAUGAUGUUUAUGAUUACAAGUGAAAUAAGGCAUUUUUUAUCCUCAUAAAGGCAACCUUGGCUUAUACAACCUCUUCUCGAUCAUGAAUACUGACAUCUUUACUUCACUCACUAUCAAUAAUAAAUAUAUUUUCCGACGAAGACUGGCAUUGUA
This is a messenger RNA of Acinonyx jubatus (cheetah), 1661 nucleotides long. RefSeq names its product coiled-coil-helix-coiled-coil-helix domain containing 3 (gene CHCHD3). Gene Ontology annotation, biological process: inner mitochondrial membrane organization. The coding region runs from base 179 to 955 and encodes 258 amino acids. The record is from RefSeq and is a predicted model, not a curated record. Gene Ontology annotation, cellular component: MICOS complex; mitochondrion. Lineage: Eukaryota; Metazoa; Chordata; Mammalia; Carnivora; Felidae. The transcript has 9 exons.